This is a messenger RNA of Phyllopteryx taeniolatus (common seadragon), 5578 nucleotides long. Its product is annotated as regulator of nonsense transcripts 1. Gene Ontology annotation, molecular function: hydrolase activity; DNA binding; ATP binding. The record is from RefSeq and is a predicted model, not a curated record. The coding region runs from base 282 to 3587 and encodes 1101 amino acids. Gene Ontology annotation, biological process: nuclear-transcribed mRNA catabolic process, nonsense-mediated decay. Lineage: Eukaryota; Metazoa; Chordata; Actinopteri; Syngnathiformes; Syngnathidae. Gene Ontology annotation, cellular component: cytoplasm. The transcript is spliced from 24 exons.
CGGAAACGAGCCGUGAGUGAGAGCUCUUCAUGUGAUCGCCUCUCUCUGCUGCUCACUGUAAACGUAAGGGACGUCAUACGUCGAGCGCCGCACAGAAAUCCGUCACUAUUGGACCUUCGGAAGCCUAUCGAGGUUCUGUUCGGGACCAUUUUACCUCCGGGUUUAACGUAAGACUUUUCGUGUCGGGUUCACGUCCACGUAGCUACGAGCACAUACGGUGCCGACUAAACUAUUUCCACGACCGCCCGAAAACAUUUGAGUGAAACGAAAGUUGAGUCGAGAUGAGUGUGGAGGCAUACGGGCCAAGCUCCCAGACCCUCACCUUUUUGGACACGGAGGAAACGGAGUUACUCGGAGCGGACACCCAGGGCUCCGAAUACGACUUCACCGACUUCACCCUCCCGAGCCAGACUCAGACCCAGGGCCAGACCCAGAGCCAGCUGGAAAGCCAGGUGAACGGUCCCGAUGAGGGGCUCCAUAACGGCGGAGUGGAAGAUUCUGUGGCUAAAGCCAGUCAGUUAUUGGCAGAACUCAAUUUCGAGGAGGAUGAAGAAGACGCCUACUACACGAAGGACCUGCCCGUGCACGCUUGCAGCUAUUGUGGUAUUCACGAUCCAGCCUGUGUGGUUUACUGCAACACCAGCAAGAAGUGGUUCUGCAAUGGACGUGGAAAUACAUCUGGCAGCCACAUAGUAAAUCAUUUGGUGCGAGCCAAAUGCAAAGAGGUGACACUUCACAAAGAUGGACCUUUGGGAGAGACUGUGCUGGAGUGUUACAACUGUGGGUGUCGCAACGUCUUCCUCCUGGGUUUCAUCCCUGCCAAGGCUGAUUCUGUAGUGGUGCUGCUCUGUAGACAGCCUUGUGCCAGCCAGAGUAGCCUGAAAGACAUCAACUGGGAUAGCUCCCAGUGGCAGCCGCUGAUCCAAGACCGCUGUUUUCUCUCAUGGCUGGUGAAGAUCCCGUCGGAGCAGGAGCAGCUGCGUGCCCGGCAGAUUACUGCCCAGCAAAUCAACAAGCUGGAGGAACUCUGGAAGGACAACCCCACUGCCACCUUGGAGGACUUGGAGAAGCCUGGUGUUGAUGAAGAGCCCCAACAUGUGUUGCUGCGCUAUGAGGAUGCCUACCAGUACCAAAACAUUUUUGGUCCUUUGGUCAAACUGGAGGCUGACUACGACAAGAAGCUCAAGGAGUCUCAGACCCAAGAUAAUAUAACAGUAAGGUGGGACUUGGGACUGAAUAAGAAGCGGAUUGCAUAUUUCACUCUGCCGAAGACCGAUUCAGGUGAUAUGCGCUUGAUGCAAGGUGAUGAGAUCUGCCUGCGCUACAAAGGAGACCUGGCUCCGCUGUGGAAAGGGAUCGGCCAUGUCAUCAAAGUUCCAGACAACUAUGGGGAUGAAAUUGCUAUUGAGCUGAGGAGUAGUGUUGGAGCCCCUGUGGAAAUUCCUCAUAACUUCCAGGUGGACUUUGUGUGGAAGGCUACUUCCUUUGACAGGAUGCAGAGUGCUCUGAAGACCUUUGCUGUGGAUGAAACCUCUGUGUCAGGCUAUAUUUACCACAAGCUGCUGGGUCACGAGGUGGAAGAUGUUACCAUCAAGUGUCAGCUCCCCAAGCGCUUCACUGCCCAGGGCCUACCUGAUCUCAAUCACUCACAGGUGUAUGCUGUGAAGACGGUGCUACAGAGGCCUCUCAGUCUUAUCCAGGGUCCUCCUGGUACUGGCAAGACUGUUACCUCUGCCACUAUUGUCUAUCACCUUUCACGUCAGGGCAACGGACCAGUCCUGGUGUGCGCUCCCAGUAACAUUGCAGUGGACCAGUUAACCGAGAAGAUUGACAAGACUGGGCUUAAGGUGGUCAGGCUGUGUGCUAAAAGCCGUGAGGCUAUUGAGUCACCAGUGUCUUUUCUGGCGUUGCAUAACCAGAUCAGCAAUAUGGACAGCAUGCCAGAACUUCAGAAACUUCAGCAGCUAAAGGAUGAGACCGGUGAGCUGUCUUCUGCUGAUGAGAAGCGCUACAGAGCCCUGAAACGCACCGCUGAGAGGGAACUGCUUAUGAACGCGGAUGUGAUCUGCUGCACCUGUGUUGGCGCAGGAGACCCUCGCCUGGCCAAGAUGCAGUUUCGCUCCAUCCUGAUUGACGAAAGCACCCAGGCCACCGAGCCUGAGUGUAUGGUGCCUGUUGUUCUUGGAGCAAAGCAGCUCAUCCUGGUGGGUGACCACUGCCAGCUUGGUCCUGUGGUGAUGUGUAAGAAGGCAGCCAAGGCAGGCUUGUCUCAGUCGCUGUUUGAGCGCUUGGUGGUUCUGGGUAUCCGGCCAAUUCGCCUUCAGGUCCAGUACCGAAUGCAUCCAGCUCUCAGUGCCUUCCCAUCUAACAUCUUCUAUGAGGGCUCCUUGCAAAAUGGCGUCACGGCAGCUGACCGCAUCAAGAAAGGCUUUGACUUCCAGUGGCCACAGCCAGACAAACCCAUGUUCUUUUAUGUGACUCAAGGCCAGGAGGAAAUUGCUAGCUCUGGAACCUCCUACCUGAAUAGGACCGAGGCUGCAAAUGUAGAGAAAAUCACCACUAGGCUGUUAAAGGCAGGUGCCAAGCCUGACCAGAUUGGGAUCAUCACCCCAUAUGAGGGUCAGCGUUCCUACCUGGUCCAAUAUAUGCAGUUCAGUGGCUCUCUUCACACUAAGCUCUAUCAGCAAGUGGAAAUUGCAAGUGUGGAUGCCUUCCAGGGCAGAGAGAAAGACUUCAUCAUCCUGUCGUGUGUUCGUGCCAACGAGCACCAGGGUAUCGGCUUCUUGAAUGAUCCACGUCGACUUAAUGUGGCUUUGACCAGAGCCAAAUAUGGAGUGAUCAUUGUGGGGAACCCCAAGGCCCUUUCUAAGCAGCCUUUGUGGAACAACCUGCUGAACAACUACAAGGAGCAGAAGGUCCUCGUGGAGGGACCCCUCAACAACCUGAGGGAGAGCCUCAUGCAGUUCAGCAAGCCACGCAAGCUAGUCAACACCAUCAAUCCUGGUGGACGUUUCAUGAGCACUGCGAUGUAUGAUGCCCGUGAAGCUCUCAUUCCUGGUUCAGCCUACGACCGCAGCAAUACUGUUGGUCGCCCGUCAAACAUGUAUUUCCAAACUCACGACCAAAUCGGGAUGAUUGGGGCGGGCCCUGGUCACAUGGCUGCGAUGAAUCUCCCAAUACCCUUCAACCUGGUGAUGCCCCCCAUGCCUCCGCCCAGCUACUUAGGCCAGACUAACGGCCCCGCUGCAGGCCGUGGAGCUAUGAAGGGGAAUAAGCCAGGACGUGGUGGGCGCCAGAGGCCCCGUGGCUCAGCAACCCAAGGUGCCGGUCACGGGCUAAACAGCCAAGCCAGCCAGGAUGGGGCGUCCCAGUCCUUCUCACAGGGGCCACUGACUCAAGGCUACAUCUCAAUGAGUCAGCCUUCCCAGAUGAGCCAGCCUGGUCUCUCCCAGCCAGAACUGUCCCAGGACAGUUACCUGGGUGACGAGUUCAAGUCCCAAAUCGAUGUGGCUUUGUCUCAGGACUCGACUUACCAGGGUGAACGUGCAUACCAGCAUGGUGGGGUGACCGGCCUGUCACAGUACUAGAGUGUUGCUUGAAGAAGUGAGCUAGGCUUGAGCUGAGCUUAGUUCACUAGCUUUUUAAUCUGGGAAAUAAUAAAAUCAUUAAAUGGAUACCUGUUUUCCUCUGCUACAACCGAAGCACUACCGAGUGAAAGCGACGGAAUAGCAAACCAAUGACCAGCGAGAGAAAUAAGAGGGUAGAAGACGAGGGCACGGAGAGACGGGCGGGGAGGAGGCGAAAGGCCGGUGGACGGGCAGGAGGCGGGCACCGACGGUGGUGCGACGAGUGAGGAGGGAAGUCGACAAGAUGGUCACGUGUUGUCGAGCUGCCGAGGGGAAGCGAGGGGACGCGGCAACAGUCUCGAGGCUCAAACGCCAACCCAAAUGUCCAACAAACAUCCUUCACCUCACAGACGCUGGGAAAGACGGCAGGUGACGCUCCAAGCUUUCCGGCAGAAUUUGAAGAAUUGGUUCUCCAGACUUGCACGAGGCACGAUCGCAGAAAGUGAUCCAACAGGCAACGCAAAAAAUCUUCAUCCUAAAAAUGUCAAACUCGCAAGAAGUCCUGGACUGAUCUAAAUUUGUUCGACAAUGGGAGGAGGGUCCCAAAAUCCUCAGCGGCCUCUGAAGGAAACAUGGCAGUCGACACACGUUCUCUCCCCCUCUUUUGGGAGAGGAAAGGAAACACUUUCUGUGCGUGACACUGACGAUCUGGAGCCUGGAACUGACAAACUUACCAUUUGCCUAGAGAACCACUGGUUCUUUUACAGUGUCUUCUCAUGGAGUGGUUUUGCACCACACAUCAGUGGUGGACUGGCUUAGGGGAUUUCAGACUUUUUCCAAGGCACGGCGCACAAAUCCCACCCAUGCCGCACUCUUUAUGAGACCAUUUUCUUCUCUGAAGUAGGUUUUUAAUCACUGAGCACAAAAUUGAAAAAGCUUCAAAAAACCAAAAACAUUUAAUCAAACCUGACCAGCAUUGAAUAUUAUCAUCUGUUUCAGUCUAGGCUAUUGCGUUCUUUAAUCUUUUGGAAGCAGCGUUGAUUAGUCCACACGUGAACUCUUCAUAUAGGCUUAAAUUGGAAAACAGCUUGUACAUUCAUUGAAGAGUCGACACGCCCCUGCUUUAGGUUAAGGGAACCAAGGACUGCAGUGAGCUUGUUAAUCAACACACACACACACUUGUAGAGGAAGAAAAGGAAGGUGGCUUGGGAAGACGGGACAAUUGAGUCUCUGCAAAUACACACAGUUGCAGUUGUGAAUCAUGCGAGGCUCAUGGUUGUCAUCCAGCCACAGAGAAGAAAAUAUACAAAUUUGAGACCAAAUCUCCAUGUGUAGAACAUUUUACAUCAGGAGUUGUAGCCAUAAACAACUCCUCCUAAUCCAUAGGGACCCUUUUUGAGUGAAUUAAAAUGCACUUAUUGAGCAAACUGAACGAGGCCAUCACCGCUGAGUGGACAGCCGAUGGCAGUUGUUGACCUUGAAUCAGUGCCUCCGUGUUUGUAAAAAAAAAAAGAAAAAUAAGUGGCUGCAGCACAAGCAUGAAUGUACUGCAGUUGUCAAAUCCAGAUGACCAGCAUUGAAGCCCUUUGACAUCCCAGGGCUCAACUUUUAUUUUUAUAUAUACAAUAUAAAAACAAGGCCAGGUGAUUAGUUUAUAAGCCACCUUCCUUCUCUGUGGGGUGGCAUAAUGGAGGAUGGGACUUGUUUUUUUUUUUUUUUUUUUUGGCUUCUGUGGACUUAAGAUGCGUGUAACACAGACUUGGCCCUGUUGUGUAUUUCUUGUGGCGUUCCUUUGCUUCUUGAAAUCAGUUUGCUUUUGUGUAUUUUGCUCAGUCAGUCGUCUACAGGAAUUAGAUUCUCAGACUCUGCUUGUGGUUCUAGUUUUAUCAAGUAUAGAUUUAGUUUUUACCUUUCGCAUCCAAGUUGUCCUUGAUCUGUUUCUAACAUCUAAUGGGUUAAAAAAAAAAAAAAAAAGUACCGCUUGCAUUUUGUCAUUAGAGCCAAUGUGUUUG